AUGUUAGUGUCUCAGCAGGGCUGCUCCCCUGCUGAGCUUGCUCUCCAGCCGCUCCCCUGCCACCUCCCGAGCUCCUUGCCAUGCUGCAACCACCAAGGUUGGUCUGUUCCCUCCAUAGAGGUCGUGAGGACCAAGUGUGGCCUCAGCAAGCUCUGCCCAGACAACUUCUUUGCUUUUAAAAUCAGCAGUGGAGCCGCUAACAUCGUGGGUCCCACCAUGUGCUUCGAAAACCUUGUGAUCAUGAGUCCUGUGAAAAACAACGUGGGCAGAGGCCUGAACUUUGCCCUGGUGAAUGGAACCACAGGAGUGGUGCUGACACAGAAAUGUUUCGACAUGUACUCUGGAGAUGUUACUCUCCUGGUAAAGUUCCUUAAAGAAAUCCCAGAGGGCACACUGGUGCUAGUGGCCUCCUAUGAUGACUCAGGAACCAAAAUGAAUGAUGAGACCAGGAAGCUCCUCACCAACUUGGGCAAUUCCUAUGCAAAGCAGCUGGGAUUCAGAGAUAGCUGGUUCUUGUUAGGGGACAAAGACCUCAGGGAUAAAAGCCCUUUUGAGCAGUUCUUAAAGAACAACCCAGACACAAACAAAUAGGAGGACUGGCCAGAGCUGCUGGAGCUGGAGGGCUGUGUUCCCCAGAAGGUAUCUUAGGGCAGCUGCAGGACUGAAGAAGCCCCCUCGCUGUUCUAGAGUCAGCACCAGCUGCGGCUGCAAGAAGGAAACCAGGUGGCCUGUGGAAA
This is a messenger RNA of Mustela lutreola (European mink), 737 nucleotides long. Its product is annotated as protein FAM3D-like. The coding region runs from base 1 to 591 and encodes 196 amino acids. The transcript has a single exon. The record is from RefSeq and is a predicted model, not a curated record. NCBI's taxonomy places the organism in Eukaryota, Metazoa, Chordata, Mammalia, Carnivora, Mustelidae.